Messenger RNA from Penicilliopsis zonata CBS 506.65, 1885 nucleotides. RefSeq lists its product as hypothetical. NCBI's taxonomy places the organism in Eukaryota, Fungi, Ascomycota, Eurotiomycetes, Eurotiales, Aspergillaceae. The record is from RefSeq and is a predicted model, not a curated record. The coding region runs from base 210 to 1760 and encodes 516 amino acids. The transcript has a single exon.
ACGAUCCGACGACCAUCGCCAGUUGAUAAGAUCUAUCUGAUCGUCACAGCGUCAAUAAACCGGAGCGAUACAGUGCCUUCUGUGCCAGGCCGAUGUUUCCGUGGCAAAGCGAGACGCCUGCAGCCAGCACUCCAGCCAGCGGUCGAGUCGCAUCGUCUACGUCUUCCUCGACCUUUCAGGUGCCGCAGCUGCGAUGGCUGCCGUCGGCCAUGUCGCGGUCCCAACAACCCCAGAGUCAAGCGCAGAGCAACAGCAGCUCUCAUAGCAACAGCCACAAAAAUGCGCAUCCAGCUCAGGCUCACACGCAGCAGUCGUCACCACACAACCUGCCUACCAUAUCAUCGCAUCUCCGGGGCUAUCAGGAUGCCAAUCCUACAUCACAGACACGGCCUGUGGCCGUUGUAAUUGACUCGCAGGGCAGCCGGGCGAUUUCCCCAGCCGAGGACUCAGAGGAAGGCGACAGCGACCCGUCCGAGAGCCGGUCGACGGGGCGAGAUGCAGCAAUGGACGACGCCCCCAGCGACCCAGACUACGCGCCUACGCCUGCUGCCACUACUGCUGUUGCGAGUAUCGAGCACCCGGCGAGCCUGGCCGCUACCAGCGUAGCGGCCCUGGUGAGUGCUACGGCGACGAGCACGCCCGCCACGCCUAUCAGCAACCAAGCUGCGCUGCGGAACAUGCGCGGGGGCGAUGGGCCGGACGAAGGGACGGGAGACGCCAGUGGGCGGAAACACGGCAAACGGCUGACGACGAAGGAAGAAGUGUGCCUGUUUCAGAUCUGUAACCGGCACAUGGCAGACUUUGGGCACCGCAGCACGCUGUGUAAAUGGUGGCAGACGGUGACGGACGAGUUCACCCGCGAGCAGGGCCAUCCGUACUCAUGGCACUCGGUACGGCGCAAGGUGGAAGUGGUAACGAAGCAGCGGAUCAAGUUUCUGGAUGACCGGGCCGCCAAUUCCGGCGGCGACACAAGUGCCAACGACGACUUUUCCAACCCGCAAUGGCGCGAGGCCGUCGACGCAUGGGUCCCGACGUGGCGGCGGUGGGAGGAGGCCGAAGCCCGCCGCAUCGAGCGACGCGACUCGCGACGGCCCCGGAAGCGCAAGGAAGGACCCUGGGAUCCCUGGCAGGUAUCCUCGGUCACGGCGGAGGGUGGAUGGAGGCACCCUUCUUCGCCCGUGACGAGGACGGAGGGCACCACCACAACGACAACCACAGCCACAAACACAAACACAAAUACAAAUACCACCGCCCCAACACUGAGUCCUCAACAUGCCACUCUUUCACAACCUUCAUCCCCCUCGAUCCGGUUACCGCCAGGGUACGGCUCUCUGUUUGGUGCUCAGUCGCAACAACCACCCGCGCGGCCCGUCCAGUACUCAUCAUCAUCAUCUUCGACUCAACCGGCCGGCCCGACGACCGAUUCGACCGUCAUGACCGCCGUGCUGGAAACGUUGACGCGGCUGAACAAACAUCUAGACAAUAACCCGGAGAGCAACUCGUUACUAAGUCUGAUGCAGCCGUCUGAACCAGCAAAUACAGCAGUGCAAAACGAUACAACCGCAAACACAAAUGCAAAUGAAAAUACAACUACAACCCCCCAGCCAGAUCUGCAACAACUCAAAGACGAGAUUCGCCGCGAGGUAAUCAACCAACUCAGGCGGGAAAUGGAGCAGGAGCGCACCGCUCUCGAGGAACGGCUAGAUUCCGUACAACGGACGCAGGAGAUGAUUCUCGAGAUGCUCAGACAGGAGCCGUGAAUCUUUUACUGUUCUCCUGCUUUAGCUUGACGGGUAUAGUGACAUAAUUUAGUUGCCUAGAUAGGUACCUAGGUAAGAGAUUAGUUCUGUACCAAUUGAUACCCAUACGGAUUGCUCUAUUCAAG